AUGGGUGUUCGAGUUGAGAUCCCCUCCACACUGGACGCCUUUCAAGAGUCUGAGAGGCGAGGCGAUAACAAUGAUCCCGGCGGUGACAGAGACUUAAAUAACUCCAGCGACUGCAGCGACGACGAUGAUCAUGUCACUAGGCAGUUGCGGAAGCGGCGGAAACUCUCAGCACAGUCCUCCUCCAUGUCCACUGAAGCCACGGGAUCCGAUGAAGUACUGCAAAAUCUGACCGGUGAUUCCCACGGUGUACCAGCUGUCCCACAAGAUAAUACGGUGACGAGCCGCUCAAGUGAUGAUAUACCAGUCUCCGGCUUUCUUUCAAGCUACCUGAGCAGGUCCAGGUCCCCAUCGCAACCUGUAUACGUGUGCCCUUCGGAGGGUAACGCGCUGCUGAAGAAACUCAAGCAGGGCGGUGUGCCAUGGGAUGAGAUCGCCAAGCGCCCCUGGACAUAUCCAAGCCGACUCUCCAGGUGCGUGGCUGCAGGCAUUCAGCGGACAGCUAUCAGCAGGGGUCCUGGAAGGAGAACUGGGUCCCCAGGCCAGAACACUGUAGAUGGUGUUUAG
Messenger RNA from Paracoccidioides brasiliensis Pb18, 564 nucleotides. RefSeq lists its product as uncharacterized. The transcript has 4 exons. The record is from RefSeq and is a predicted model, not a curated record. Bases 1 to 564 code for a protein of 187 amino acids.